This is a messenger RNA of Penicillium malachiteum, 630 nucleotides long. RefSeq names its product GNAT family N-acetyltransferase. NCBI's taxonomy places the organism in Eukaryota, Fungi, Ascomycota, Eurotiomycetes, Eurotiales, Aspergillaceae. Gene Ontology annotation, molecular function: acyltransferase activity, transferring groups other than amino-acyl groups. The record is from RefSeq and is a predicted model, not a curated record. The coding region runs from base 1 to 630 and encodes 209 amino acids. The transcript has 2 exons.
AUGAAAUCCCCACCACCACCAUCCACGAAUCGAAGUAGUCUGUAUCCCGAUCAGGAUGUCCGAGUCAUCGUGCCAGCCAGUAUCGGAACAAUACAAACUGAGCGCCUUUACCUCCGAUUUAUUCAACUCUCUGAUGCUACUGAUAUCUUCGACUAUACCAGUCGUCAAGAUGUAGCUGACUUCCUGUGGCCUAAAAUCCCACACAUGGAUAUACAAGAGACAGAAGCCAUGAUCCAAAGAAAAACAUUCCAAACAGUAGAUGCAUCAGGAGCACUGGGACGAUGUUUCACAUUCGCUAUUAUCCAACGCGAUGAUCCUGCGCAGAAAGUCAUCGGUGCAGUGGGUAUCAACGCUCUUGUUCCAGCGCCCUCGGUGGGAUAUGGGAUUCAUCCUGAUUUCUGGGGAAAGGGAUACAUGAGUGAGGCAGUGGCAGGUGUUAUUGAUGCCUGGUGGAAACUUGAAAGGGAGUGUGGAGAGGAGGUGGAUCAGUCUGUGGAGAAGUUGUAUGCUGCAUGUAAUAAGGCGAAUGUGGGGAGUGUGAAGGUGCUUUUGAAGAAUGGAUUUACGAUUUAUGAGGAGAUUCCAUUGGAGGGUGAUACUGUUGCGUUGUUUUCGCUGGAGAGGUCAUGA